UGUAGUUAAAAACCACGCCAUACAAAUCAGAACACGUCGCUUGCGGACACCGGGAGCUUUUCUACUUGAUCUUGGUUGUACUUUUCUACUUUGUCAAAAUGUCGGCAGAAUUCACAACAGCAGCAGAAGAGGUGAAGAAUUUAAAAGAAAAACCAGCAGAUGCAGAAAUGUUGGAAAUUUAUGCUCUAUAUAAACAGGCUACAGUAGGAGAUGUUAAUACCACACGACCAGGCAUGUUAGAUUUCACUGGUAAAGCUAAAUGGGAUGCAUGGGAGGCUAAAAAAGGAACAAGUAAAGAAGAUGCAGAAAAGGCCUACAUUGCCAAGGUAGCUGAAUUAAAAGGAAAAUAUGGAAUGAAAUAACUGAAGAUCUUGGUUUAGUCAAGUUCAAAUGAUUUUUCCGCAUGUCAUCUUUUUUUUAUUUCACCCUAUUUAUUUUUUGUUCAUUUUUUUUUUAAUCAUAAUCAUAAUGAUCGAUUAAAAUAUCAAUUAUAUCAUUACAAGGAUGUAAUUUUAAAAAGGUAAAAGGUUCAUCCCAGUUUGAAAAUUAAACAAUGUAUGUGGUACAGUCCCUUUAGUAUUGUGAUAGAGAAACAUUUGUCCAAAAAUUUGCGUAAAAAGCUGAUAGAGCUGAAUGUCAGCAAUGCAUAACGUCUAAACUUUGCCAGUACAUGUUAAAUUGUAGUCGAACAUGAUGCCCAAAUUUAAUUUUACAAAGUGACAGAGCUAACUGAAAUUUACUCUGCAAGCUAAUAUAGUGAACAGACAAUCGUUUCUCUUAAGGGCAAAUCAGUCAAUCAUGAUGUUGGAAAUUUAUUUUCUUUUUAAAUGGUUAAAGUGCUUCUUGUUAAUUUUUUUCAUAAUUUUUCAUAAAUUUGUUCAUGAUAUAGAUUUUGGUCUUAUGAAAGCAUACUUUUUUUUUUACUUUUUCUAUGAUGAAAUAAUAAAUGUUAUUAAAUUCUUGAAAAGAGUAAAAUAUUUCUUAAAUGUUUAUCAGUCAACAGCUUUCUGUGUGGAUUAUAUUGUUGGUACACUAGUCUGUCAGUAAAUGUGGAUAAAAAAGAUCACUGUCUCUGUUCUUCUAAUAGAUUUCAUGUACAUGUAUUAUACUUUAGAAAGC
Molecule: messenger RNA, 1119 nt
Organism: Lottia gigantea (owl limpet)
Lineage: Eukaryota; Metazoa; Mollusca; Gastropoda; Lottiidae
Exons: 5
Coding region: 99-362 (87 amino acids)
Biological process (GO): fatty acid metabolic process
Molecular function (GO): fatty-acyl-CoA binding
Source: RefSeq, a predicted model, not a curated record